AUGAGUCUGGGAGAUGUCAAACAAUCUUUGUCCAAAAGAACCUCAACCAUCCGCAGUAGAGCAUUAUCGCAAACUGGUUUUGCAACAUCAUUGCGUGAUCGUCCUGUUGUCCAUAACGCUCAACAUGUUGAUGAUCUCGGGCGAAAACGUUCAACUGGCACGAAUGAAACGAGAUGUACUAGAUUUGAUGAGAGUGGCCUGCAAAUGACUAACGAUCCGAACAGCGUAUUUUAUCGGCGUCUGAGUGAAACACUUCAAAAACAAGUACGAAAAGAGAAUCGCACAGCGAAUGAAGAAGAAAAAUUCCAAUCAUUGGAAAAAUAUGGUCCAGAACUGGUUGAAUUUCUUAAAGACAGGGAAGGCCAUCUUAAAUCGAAAUUUGACAAAGUUUUUAUCACUUAA
Didymodactylos carnosus is the source of this 402-nucleotide messenger RNA. The record is from the annotation of a GenBank genome assembly. NCBI's taxonomy places the organism in Eukaryota, Metazoa, Rotifera, Eurotatoria, Philodinida, Philodinidae.